Messenger RNA from Ilyonectria robusta, 2652 nucleotides. RefSeq lists its product as uncharacterized. NCBI's taxonomy places the organism in Eukaryota, Fungi, Ascomycota, Sordariomycetes, Hypocreales, Nectriaceae. The record is from RefSeq and is a predicted model, not a curated record. The transcript has a single exon. The coding region runs from base 1 to 2652 and encodes 883 amino acids.
AUGGGCAAAUUCUCCUUUAACCGCAAGAAGCAGCCGCCCCAGGUGACUGUUACGGGCCCGGCUAUAACCAAGGCCCAAAAGAUCCUCGGAUCCAGUGCCAUGAACUUCGACGGCGACUUUUCCGGCUCCAAGGUCAGUCUUGCUGCCACUGAGCGGUCAACCGCCGUCAGUCACGCGUCGUCUAUCAUGGCGUCGCCCAGAUUCGUAAAACCGGACAGGGAAUGGGGAGACGAGUCAGACGUCGUUCCUCGCCACCUCCGAGGCAAUGCGCUCCCCGAAGAUGAGGACUACGACGAGUACGACGACAUCGCUUCCGACAUGGUCAGCGUCCUGCGGAAGAGACAAUCCUCGUCUACUCUGGUAUCGUGGUACGACAAGUCCAAGCAGCCGCUGUCCAUUUCCCAACAGACGUCCAAUUCGGCCAUGGCCAAGGGCCCGCCGUCCAAGGCGCACAAAAUACUGGACAUGGGACACACCCAGUCGAAUGCAAAGUCCAAGAAGAAGCCCGCCAAGCUCGAUCUGUCGCAUCUCAUCUCGCGAAAGUCCAAGAAGCACGAGCCGACACCCUGGGAGGGUCCUAUGCUUGAUUCCGAACAGUUCGUCAAGUCGCCGUCCUUGGUCUCGGCUCUCGCAUCGCCACCUUUCCGCGGAAAACUGCACAAGCGACCGACCAAGGAGAGCCUGCGGUCAGAGCCUGUUCGGCCAGCUACUACCGAAACUAACCACCGAGCCAACAACCACCUCGAAGGCUUGCCGAACUUAUAUGAGCACUACGAGCAAAUGUCAUUCCACCAAAUCAUGAACCAGCAAUUGAGGCCCUCAGAGGGCGAGAACAAGGAGAACAAGGAGAUCAAGGAGACCAAGAAGCAGCCAGAGCCGCAACCCGCCAAAAUCCACCGUCUGUCUGGCAGCAAAUCCGCCCACAACCUUCACACACCAUACCACGACGAGCAGGUCGUUUCACAAUAUGCGAAACGCAUUCUCCCACAAACACCUCAGUCACCUCAAACUCAAACCUCUAGCAUCGGCAAAACCGACCCGUCUUCCCCAAUUGAUUACGCUGCUAGCGUAUCUAGCCGUCACACGCGCACCUCCAAGGCGUCGAAGCGCACUGAUCAUAGCUUCCAGGAGUCGGAUCUACUGGAAAAGAGCGUCUUGUCGCUGUCUUCCGACUCAGAGGAUGACAUGUAUCUGGAUGGUCCCUCAUCGGUUCCUGACUACCCAACCUCGGAUGGCGGUUCCGCUUUUGAUCCCCGCCCAACGACAUCCCGAACAAGCGCAAGCGCCGACAACAACAACAGUCGGUACAGCAAGGCGAGUACAUAUAGCAAAGCAAGCACGUACAGCAAGGCGAGCAAGCGAAGUACUGCGACCUCGAGCAACUUCCUCACUAUCCCGAGCGGCAACCACAUCAAGCCCCCCGUCGUUUCCGCGCGAUCAAGCUCUCUCUCCGGAAGCUCUUCCAACACCAUCCAGGAGGGCACCGCCCCCCGCUCUCCCUCGCAACUGUCAAGCAUCUCCAACUCAUCGUCCGUCAACACGAUGAUGACCUGGCAGAGCAAGACCGGUUUCGGACUGCAACAAGCCCGGGCCAUUACUAUGCAACCUGCCAAGGGCCCUGAUGAGGACGAGGCGGACUAUGAAUCCGAACAGGAGCAAGAGAAGAACCGAGAGGACGAAAGGAUACUUGAGCCCAAGGCCUAUGUUGAGACAUCUCCUCCGCGAGCUCUCCUUCCCCGAGAUUCCGCUGCCCACGCGGCGGAUCAACCAACACCACCCCUGAGCCCUAGCUCCGUUGAUUUCUAUAUCAGCUCCGCGCACUCCUCUGCAGACAGCCACAGCGGCCAAGGCAGCCACAACCGAAUCAUGGCCGUCACCCGCCAAGAGGAGAUGCUCCUGGCUGCGCUCCGCCACAAGCGACAGGUCAUGCGCGAGAGCAUCCUUUCCGAGCUUGAGGACAGCGCCCGCGGCACCGAGAGGCGCAUCCCCAAGGGCCAUUACUCUAAGCCUUCAGAGGCCACCAUUACCGAGUCGACAUUUGACCUCGACUUCCCUGCCCCCCCGAUGUGCAAGGACAAGACCACCGUCGCGGCGAAUGGCACCACCGUCAUUGACCUUCGCGCUGGCCUGGCUCAGACACAUCUCCAGCCUAUGCGUGCUGCGGACAACCUCCCCCGGGCCGGCCCUGCCCUCCCCUCGUCCAAGAAGGCGGUCCUCAAGGCUCAGAAGGAGUUGUCCCGCUCCGAUCACCACGAACGCAUUCUCCUCUACCUCGACCACCCUAUUCGAGGCGAGAACGGCCCCAUUGAAGAGGCUGAACCGAGCCCCGACCUGAGUGACUUUAUGGAGUUUGAGGCCGAGGAGUCUGAGGACUCUGCCGAUGUCGUCUCCGAUGUCAUCCUGUAUCAAUCGCAGUCCAGCCACUCUAGCGGCCGCUCCAGACGAGAUGCACCCACCAAGCGUCGCUCCGAGGCUGUGACCCGACAGCGAGUACCGGACCUAUCUCCCGACCGCAGCGGCGAGCUCGACGUGCCCCGCCCCGACAGCCCUAUCUCGCCCUGCCCCGUGUCUAUGCCGCGUCGGGGAACGGUGAACAAGAAGACGGCACGUCUCAGCGCCGUCGGCCCCGCACGAUGGGGUUAUGAAGAGUAA